Messenger RNA from Xiphophorus hellerii (green swordtail), 810 nucleotides. It is a transcript of the gene lyrm4b, whose product is annotated as LYR motif containing 4. The record is from RefSeq and is a predicted model, not a curated record. Lineage: Eukaryota; Metazoa; Chordata; Actinopteri; Cyprinodontiformes; Poeciliidae. Gene Ontology annotation, biological process: iron-sulfur cluster assembly. Bases 67 to 327 code for a protein of 86 amino acids. Gene Ontology annotation, cellular component: L-cysteine desulfurase complex; mitochondrion. The transcript has 3 exons.
UGCCUAGAAAUAAGGGUCCCGGAGCUCAAACGGAAAGAGGGACGGAGCCGCGUACUGUGUAGCAUCAUGGCUGCUUCCACUCGGUCUCAGGUGAUUUCUCUCUACAAGAUGAUGCUGAAGGAGAGCAGCAGGUUCCCCUCCUACAACUACAGGACGUACGCACUGCGGCGUGUUCGUGAUGCCUUCAGGGCCAACAGGGAAGUGGAAGAUCCGAAAGCAGUGGAGAGGCUGAUGGAGGAGGGAGAGCAGAUGCUGGCGCUGAUUCAGAGACAGGUCUCCAUCGGGAAAAUGUACGAGGCUCAGCGGACGGUGGUGGACGCGCUGUGACGCUUCGGCCCGGCCUGUGAAAUGCAUUGUGGGAGAUGUAGGCCGGAGUGAAGCUGGACGUUGUUCCUGCCUGAUGUUUCUCAUGUUUCCUCUGCAGGAAAAACUCAAACUUCAGUUUGUUUUUCCUGAAACAUGAAACAUCAGAAAAUAUGAGCUGCUGGAUGAAAACGUGUGAAACCAACUGAAGCUGAUCCAGUCCGUCCUGCAGGAGACGAGGAGGACGGACAGCCGUCAACUACCGCCGUUUGUUUUUACAGUGCAGGACUUUGAGUUUCAUCUCUAAAUUGAAUCAAAAUCCUUAUUUUUAAGUGUAAAAUGACUCAGAUCUGCAGGCUCCUCCCUUCAUCCUAAGCCCCGCCCCCAGAGGAGUUACCAUGGCAACGGUUCAUGCGGACCGUUGGGAUCAGUUCUGGUUGAUGAUCAGAUGAUCGUCUCUGAGCUUCUUCCUGCUUCAGACGUGAAAUUAAAAGUUUCUCUAAUAUU